Candida albicans SC5314 is the source of this 1383-nucleotide messenger RNA. RefSeq names its product Cac2p (gene CAC2). The transcript has a single exon. Lineage: Eukaryota; Fungi; Ascomycota; Pichiomycetes; Serinales; Debaryomycetaceae. Gene Ontology annotation, biological process: nucleosome assembly; DNA replication-dependent chromatin assembly. Gene Ontology annotation, cellular component: nucleus; CAF-1 complex. Bases 1 to 1383 code for a protein of 460 amino acids. Gene Ontology annotation, molecular function: protein binding. The record is from RefSeq and is a predicted model, not a curated record.
AUGGAAGCUACAAUACUCACGGUUCAUUGGCACAACGACAAUCAGCCAAUCUAUUCCGUUGAUUUUCAGCCAGAACAGUCUGGUCUUGUCAAUUCGUCACCAACCAAGUCUGCUGAGUCAACAAGAUUGGCAACAGGAGGAGGUGAUAACAAUAUUAGAAUCUGGAAAAUAACCUCUUCAAAUUCGGUGGAAUAUAUGAGUACAUUACAAAAACAUUCUCAAGCUGUCAACGCAGUUCGAUUCAAUCCUCGAGGUGACAUCUUAGCAUCAGCAGGUGAUGAUGGGACAUUACUAUUAUGGAAGAAAAGUGAAAAUAUAAUAAAAACCUUAGAGUCAGAAGAGGAUGAAGAUUUGAAGGAAAGCUGGCAAGUUGUCGGCACAAUUCGAUCAAGCACAGCAGAGAUCAUGGACAUCUGUUGGUCGCCCAAUGGGGAGCAGAUUGUCACAGGAUCAAUGGACAAUAUUCUCCGAGUCUAUCAGUUGGAAUUUUCUCCUGGAAAAAUUACUGGUACAUUUAUUCGAAGCUUUUCUGAUCAUACUCAUUAUAUACAAGGUGUCUUUUGGGAUCCUUUAAACAAGUUCAUUGUCAGCCAGUCAGCCGAUCGUAGUGUUAACGUAUACCAGAUACUGCCUUCUGAGUCAAACAGUAUUGAAAUAAAUUUCAGGCAUAAGUUUCAAAAAUUUGGAAAUUUAUAUUUGUAUUAUCCAGAGACUUUGCAGUCCUUUUUUAGAAGAUUGGCAUUUUCACCAGAUGGUUCUAUACUAGUGACGCCUGCGGGAUUAGAGGAAACAUCAAGCAAUGAAACAUUGAAUAAUGUUCUUUACAUAUACUCACGUGCGAGUCUAUUUACCUCGCCGAUUUACAAAAUAACAGGAUUGAGUAAGCCAGCAAUUGCCGUCAGUUUCAAUCCAGUCAAAUACAAACUGGAUGGCCCUUCAACAUUAAAAUUGCCAUAUAAAUUGGUAUUUGCAGUGGCGACACAAGAUGGGGUCGUUCUUUAUUCGACACAAGAUAAUUUUAAGCCUUUGGGACUUGUUUCCAAUUUACAUUAUAGCUCUAUUACUGAUUUGAAAUGGACUGUUGAUGGUUCUAGAGUUAUUAUAAGUUCAACUGAUGGUUUUUGUUCAACAAUCAACUUCCCUGGUAGUGCAUUUGGUGAACGAUAUAUUGGUGUACCUCAUGAUAAUGACAUUUUAAGUGGAGAAAUACUACAAGCCAAAACUGAACUGAAAGCUGAACCUGUCCCCUCGUCGGAAAUACCGAACGAAAAGCUGCCAAAUCUGAAAAGUGAUAAUUCUAAGACUUCCAUCCCUACUAUUGAUUUAUUCUUUGACAAGAACCAAAAAGUUAAGAAGAGAAUAACGCCAACACUAAUACUGUAG